AUGUCGACGGUAACGGAUGCGAAGCCAGAGGGGCUUUUUGCCCCUACACUGGAGUCAGAGCGGCUCAGAUACGAAUUAUUCGACAUGAAAAACGACACACACAUGCAAUUCUCAACUGAGACAUUCAAUCUUAUCUUGGCAGGAGCCGGUCCAACCGAUGGGAAUUGGACGAAGAACGACGUUCGUCGGCUCUGCUUUUCGUUGAUGAUGAAGCCGUCUGAGGCCCACGGGCGCCGGCCAGACACUCCAUGCAUAUAUAUCAUGUACCUUAAAGAUAUGCCAGCCACGCCAAUUGGACUUAUCUCUUUUUGUCGCCGUACUCCUGAGAUCCCUAUGGACCUUGGCUGGGCGGUAGCUCCCGACUACCGAAGGAAAGGCUACGCAUCAGAAGCGAGUGCGAGGAUUUCGCGAUAUUGGAAAGAUGAAUUCGGCAUCAAAGAGAUGUGCAUUGUAACCAGCGAAGAUAAUAUCCCAUCCAGGAGGAUUGCGGAGAGCAUUGGCUACGUAGAUGGUGGCUAUGUGAUGAUGGAGGGCAACAAAGAGGUUGCCUACGUACUUCCCGGAAUGAAGAAAUUUGAAGGGCAGAUCUUUCCAUUCUGGGGAGAUGGAGAAACCCCCGACGAAGAUUACUAG
This is a messenger RNA of Trichoderma gamsii, 633 nucleotides long. RefSeq lists its product as hypothetical. The record is from RefSeq and is a predicted model, not a curated record. Gene Ontology annotation, molecular function: acyltransferase activity, transferring groups other than amino-acyl groups. NCBI's taxonomy places the organism in Eukaryota, Fungi, Ascomycota, Sordariomycetes, Hypocreales, Hypocreaceae. Bases 1 to 633 code for a protein of 210 amino acids. The transcript has a single exon.